AAUUCACUGAAUCCAAUGAUUUCACCCACUCAAUAUAUAUAUAUAUCCAGCUCCUCUGAACCUUAUCUAUAUAUCACCUCUAUUUGUACUAAUAGUCAACAUGAGGUACCUCUUCAUUGCAUUACUUGUCUUGGCUUCUCUGGCAGCCUUCACUGAUGCCCGGUGUGACUUCCCGGCCAUUUUCAAUUUCGGUGCCUCUAGCUCAGACACUGGAGGCUUUGCUGCUGCCUUCCCGGCACAAAGGCCGCCUUAUGGUAUGACUUACUUCGGCAAGCCUGUUGGCCGGGCUUCUGAUGGCAGGCUUCCCAUUGAUUUCAUAGCUCAAGGUCUUGGGUUGCCGUUCUUGAGCCCUUAUCUUAAGUCUAUUGGCUCAAACUUUGCUCAUGGUGCCAACUUCGCUUCUUCUGCUGCUACUAUUCUAAUGCCAAACACUUCACUGUUUGUUACCGGGACCAGUCCUUUUUAUUUAACCAUUCAACUUAAUCAGAUGAAGGAGUUCAAGAACAGAGUCCUUGAACUCAGUCCUCAAGGGGAUUAUCUUCCACCUAAAGACAUCUUCAAUAAAGCUCUCUACAUUUUUGAUAUUGGCCAGAAUGACUUCACUGGUAAGUUGGCAACGAUUGGUAUUCAAGGCGUCAAACAAUACCUCCCUCAAAUGGCAUUACAGAUCUCAGCUGGAAUAGAGGAGUUAUACAACGAGCUUGGAGGGCGAACUUUCAUGGUGUUCAACAUGGCUCCAAUAGGAUGCUACCCAGCAUUCCUCACUUACCUGCCUCACAACAACUCAGACUUGGACAUGUAUGGCUGCAUGAUUUCCUACAACAAUGAAGCACAGAACUACAACAAAAUGCUUAAAGAAAAACUCUCUGAAACAAGAAAUCUACUCCCUGAUGCUACCAUUGUUUAUGUUGACACUCAUUCCAUCAAGCUUGAUCUCUUUCAACACCCUAAAGACCAUGGUCUUGUUUAUGGGACUAAAGCUUGUUGUGGAUAUGGUGGAGAGUAUAACUUCAACAAACAAGUGUUUUGUGGGAAUACCAAGGUGAUUGAUGGCAAACAAAUUACUGCUAGUCCUUGUAAAGAUCCAGAGAAUUAUGUGAGUUGGGAUGGCGUUCAUACUACUGAUGCUGCCAACAAACUUAUUGCAUUGGGUGUGUUAAAUGGAUCCUUUUCUGAACCUGUCUUUCCUUUUAUCAAGUUCUGUGACUUGAAGCCACUUGGUUAGUAGUGAAAUAGGGUGAGAAAAUUGCCACAAUACUUGCAUAAAUAAUUGUGAGUGGUGAUUAUGUAAUGGCGCUUCUGUUUGUGUUAUCAUACAGAUAUAGAAAACACCAAGCUAUAUAUUCUGUUUGUGCUCUUGUUUAGCAUUAGGUAAUUAUUAAAAAAAAUUCCUGUUUUGCAA
Messenger RNA from Dioscorea cayenensis subsp. rotundata (Guinea yam), 1402 nucleotides. Its product is annotated as GDSL esterase/lipase At4g01130-like. The record is from RefSeq and is a predicted model, not a curated record. Lineage: Eukaryota; Viridiplantae; Streptophyta; Magnoliopsida; Dioscoreales; Dioscoreaceae. Gene Ontology annotation, molecular function: hydrolase activity, acting on ester bonds. The coding region runs from base 101 to 1225 and encodes 374 amino acids. The transcript is spliced from 5 exons.